Molecule: messenger RNA, 648 nt
Organism: Meira miltonrushii
Lineage: Eukaryota; Fungi; Basidiomycota; Exobasidiomycetes; Exobasidiales; Brachybasidiaceae
Exons: 1
Coding region: 1-648 (215 amino acids)
Source: RefSeq, a predicted model, not a curated record
AUGCAGCUUCACUUCACUUCUUUCAAUGUCUUCGUGCUGAUCGUAUUCGCAUCCACACUGGUGCUUUCAGCAGAUCGGCGCCCUUGGUAUAGAUCUAAAGAGUGGGCAGAAAGAAAAGCAGAGGAAAAACUCAAGAAAGAGAGACGUAUUAAGUGGCACAAGGAAGAAAUUACCCGUCAUGAAAGGGAAUUAAACCACAUCGAGUGGAAACACGAUGGAAUAGCAGAAGAAAUGAUAAAUAUCCCUCCCGGUGCCGCUAAGCAAACGGAGAUCAAAAAGAAGAUCUACGAACGUAGAAAGUCUGAAUCUAGCUUGAGAUUUCAAAAGCUAGCUUCAAAAUUACUGCAAAAGGAUAGUUAUGGCGUUUCUCAGGCUAUACAGCAAAAUAUUGUCAAUGCUCCCUCAAAGCAUCAAAGAAUACAAAAAGACAUAGCAAGACUCAAAUCUGAGAACAAACAUAUUCCUGCACUGGAGCGAUAUCAUGAUGAUUGCUAUAGCUCAAGACUGCGCGAGAUCGGGAGAGAUAGAUGUGGGACAUCGAAGGCGUUGAAUGAACAUAAAUACUGGUUGAAAGAGAUCGAAGAUUCUGACAAAAAGAAAGCACUUUGGAAAUGGAAGUCGUUUCCAUGCACGAAGAAAAGAGAAUGA